Messenger RNA from Megachile rotundata (alfalfa leafcutting bee), 3168 nucleotides. RefSeq names its product peptidyl-alpha-hydroxyglycine alpha-amidating lyase 1. Lineage: Eukaryota; Metazoa; Arthropoda; Insecta; Hymenoptera; Megachilidae. Gene Ontology annotation, biological process: peptide metabolic process. Gene Ontology annotation, molecular function: catalytic activity; protein binding. Gene Ontology annotation, cellular component: extracellular region; membrane. The record is from RefSeq and is a predicted model, not a curated record.
AUGGCCGCCAGAUGGUUUGUUCGUGUUCCCUGUUGCAUACGUCAGUGAACAUACGCGUGGCUUUGAGGCAGUUUCGUAAGUUUGAGAUGACCCACAUCAGAAUUCGGUGUUUAAUUUCUUAAGAUUAUAUUAUGCAGCAUAAUUAACGUUUAGUCGCAUAAUUAAGGAUAGUUUGAAUGAAAUAAAGCGAGAACAGAAGAGUCUAAUGACUGUUUCGUCUAAGGAUGAUGCAUCUACAACAUGACAUUGCCUGUUGCAUUUCAGUUUUAUUUGUUUUAAGUGCUGCCAAAGCGAGUCUUCAGGACUACUUGAAAAUUCAGCAAAAAGCUUUACCUUUGCCUGAUCAAAAGUUUGGGGUAAAUGAGUACCCUGAAUAUCCUGAUAACGAUGAGAGGGAUAGAGGAUCUUUGGCAUUACAUUGGAAUCAAAUGCCUCUAUUGUAUAAGAAUGGCUAUUUACCCAAAAGUACAAUAAAUUCAGAUAUCUACAAUUCAGAUGCAUUAGACAAAAAUAUAGUAUGGGAUUCCCAUUGGGCAAAUAAUACAAAGUUUGGUCACAUAUCAGCAGUAUCAAUAGACCCAAAUGAAAACAUUGGAAUAUUUCAUAGAGCUGGACGAAUUUGGGACAUUAGUACAUUUGAUAAUGAAAAUAGAUUUGAUAGAAAUAAAGGACCAAUUCGGGAAAACACUAUAAUUCUUCUGGACAAGACUGGAAGAAUAAUAUCAGAAUGGGGUGCAAACAUGUUUUAUUUACCGCAUGGUUUAACAAUAGAUUCUAAUGGAAAUUACUGGGUUACCGAUGUAGCUUUGCACCAGGUAUUUAAAUUUGAUGCUAAGGAUAUAGCAAUGAUGGAAAGUGCAAAGAAGAUAAAGAAAAGGCAAUAUAGUCAAGAAAAAAUGUUUUCUAACGAUGAUGAUGAUGUAGAUAGCAUGUUUCAAGAUUAUGUUCCUAAACCAUCACUGAUUCUUGGAAUACCUUUUGAACCUGGAAAUGAUGACAAACGGUUUUGCAAACCAACAGCAGUGGCUGUACAGAAUGAUAAUGAAUUCUUUGUAAGUGAUGGUUAUUGCAAUUCCAGAAUUAUUAAAUUUAAUGCAAAAGGGGAAAGAAUUUUAAAGUGGGGCCGACAUUGGGGAGAAGGAGGAAGCAUGUAUGAAGAAGUUCCUCCACCAAAUGCAUUUUUUGUACCUCAUGCUUUAGCUCUUGCUACUGACUUAAAAUUGAUUUUUGUUGCUGAUAGAGAAAAUGGACGAAUUUUAUCUUUUUCUACAGUCAAUGGAACAUUCCAUAAAGAAUAUAAAAAUCCUGCUGUCAUCGGUACAAAAAUUUAUAGUGUAGCAUACAAUAAAGAAAAGCUUUACCUGAUCAAUGGUCGUGAUCCAACUCUGAAUUUUAAUGUUCAUAUACGAGGAUUCGUUCUUGAUAUUCAUUCUGGAAAUAUAUUAUCUCAAUUUGGACCAAAAAAUGAUAUGGACAGUCCCCACGAUAUAGCUGUGUCCGAUGAUGGUUCUGAAAUAUAUGUAGUAGAACUGAACAUACACACUGUUUACAGAUUUUUACAAGACAUAAAUUCGUCGACACAAAGUGGAAAUUCAGUGACACGCAUAAACCCUCGUCAUGAACUAGCACCAUUAACGGAUACUAACUCUGAUAAUUUUUCCUCUGGAGGGUGUUUGUUAAUAAUGCGCAAACGAAUGCACUGGGAAGCCGAGAGGCGAGAAAACUUUAAACUGUCGGGUCUGUUGGAAAACAGAAGAGGCAAAAGCUUCAAGAUAUUGCAGAAACGGCCGAACCCGCGAGACUUUAGUAAAUUGAACACGGAACCGGAAACCUCGGAGGAUGAACAUCCAGAAAAUAGUUUUACGAAAAUCAUUUAAUCGUAUCAAUUUUGACAAAUUCAUUUUCGACAUAUUGUCUCUGCAUGUGGAUUCAAAUAUGAAAUGCCAUGACAUUUCGUGAAACACGUUUCAAUUGCGAAUUCAUAACUGUCUUCUGAGAGCACACUUUCACUCGUUUAAUUAAGUAUGCGUUAGUUUAAUUAAGACGUAAUGGUGAAAUAGAUUUAAUUUACUAAAAAAUUAAUAUAAUAGCGGGUACGACUUCGCUGUGCAUUCGUACGUUACCAUCAUUGUAACCGAUCGAAUGUAAUCGACGAUGACUGAAAGUUCCCGCGUUUUACAAAUAUCUACAAUAUCUAUCUAAAUAUCUUAUUUCGAAUAUUAUUUAUUUGUUAUUUUACUUACCUUAUGUUGCAUCCGAUACUGCACGUUUUAGGCACAUUUCUAUCAAUAUUUCUGUGAAUAAAGAUAUUAUAAUCCUUCCCUUACAUCCGACACUGAGAGACAAGUUAUACCGCGUUACAUAUAUGUGGGUGUUCUGUGUGUUGGCAGCAAAUUUAAAAUUAAAAAUGCUUUCGCGCUUCUGUUAAGUAAAUAGAUUCGACAGUUGCUUUUUACGACUACGGUGCAAUUAGAUACUUUAAAAAACUGCCGAUAUUUUAAAUGUUGUUUUUCGUGACUGAAUUAGUUUUGUAAUUUUAAAAACUAGUUUUCAAUAGAGUUUCUGUGAAGAUAACUGGUAAAGUGCAACUGUUUAAAAGAUUGAAUUAUUUUAUCACUUCAAACAUUGUAACAAAUUAUUUAUCCUGAAUAACGUUAAAGUUUAUGUAAAAUAAUAGGCGAUAGAGAAUAUUCUAUUUGUUGAAAAUACUAAUUAUAAAAAACUUACUGUAUAUUCCAUAUUUAAAGGAAUUAAUCAUAAGAAUAUUUACUUAAAAAUACUGUAACUUACCUGAUAAUAAUGGCCUUGCAAAUGAUAUUUAAAAAGCGACCAAAUUCUUGUUGUAUGUACUAAGGUACAUCAUGUAACUAUCUGCCGUAAAGCAUUAACAUAUCCUUUUAGAAAUACUGAAAGCAUAACUGCAGUAACUGUAUCUUUGAUUGUCUUUGUCUUGUAGUCUCUUGUUUGCACUCAUACAAAUGUGUUCAAUGAAAGAGUAUUUUCCUAGUACCUGAUCUAGCGAGCUGAACAUUCAUCUUUACUAUUUUACUUCUUCUUCAAAUAUUGAUUGAACGUUCGAUUAACAUUGUUUUAUUUCUACGCGCUACGGAUACUAUGCAUAAUACUAUAAACAUGUACUCUUCAAUAUGCAAAUGUAUAUUUUCAAAU